UUCUCUCGCUGGCCGGAGCCAAACGAGUGGUCCUUCAAGGUCAGCGACACCGUAAACCGGCAUUGAAGGCAGAUGGAAAAGCCGCCAGCUCCGCGUCUUGCCAGCUAUCUGUCACACUGGUGGAUAAACAGAUACUCCUGCUUCCAGGAUUUUCUGUCCAUUGCUUAACCCGCCCACAGCGAAGUCGUCACUUAAUUUUAAAUUAAAAGGGGAGCGAGAGGGAUUGUUACAAAGACCUAGAGAGAGCAAGGGAAGGAGGCGACAUCUGAGAGCCGGGUCGUCCUGCCCCAUCCAGCCUCCGUCACUGCUGCUUUGUUCCAUAUUUAGCUCCCGACAACUGGGCCCAGCGCAGGAACUCCCAGCUCUGGUUUUCCCUCCUCCCGCUGCUGUCUCCUCUCCCCAGAGCUCUCAGAAAUCGCUCUUUCUUUUUCCCAGUGGCCAUAACUUAACCCCGCGACACUCGGGAGGAUGGCGGAGAAGCAGGAGGAGCCCAGCAGCGCGCAGAACGGCGAGCCCGACAACGCGGAGGAGGGCGAGGAGAAAAAGAAGAAGAAGUUGAAGCGGGAGGACCUGCCGCCGUUUGAAAUCGUGACAGGGGAGCGCCUCCCAGCCAUAUUUUUCAAAUUCCAGUUCAGGAACGUGGAAUACAGCUCGGGCAGGAACAAAACCUUCCUGUGCUACGUUGUCGAGACCCAAGGCAGAGAGUCGGUGACUUCUCGGGGUUACCUGGAAGACGAGCACGCAGCCGCCCACGCAGAAAUGGCCUUUUUCAACACCAUCCUGCCCAAGUGCGAGUCCAGCGCCCGCUACAACGUCACCUGGUACGUCUCCUCCAGCCCCUGCGUGACCUGUGCCGACCGGAUAACUGAGACCCUGAAGAAGAACAAGAACCUGCGUCUGACAAUCAUGGUCGGGCGGCUCUUCAUGUGGGAAGAGCCAGAAAUGCAGGCGGCCCUGAAAAACAUGAGGGCAGCCGGCUGCAAGCUGAGGAUCAUGAAGCCUCAAGACUUUGAGUAUGUCUGGCAGAACUUUGUGGAACAGGAGGAAGGAGAGGAAGCAAAGGCCUUCGCGCCGUGGGAGGACAUUCAAGAGAACUUCCAGUAUUAUGAGGAAAAGCUGGCCGAGAUUUUGCACUGAAGCUCACGUGAGUGAGGAUUUCCACAGGGUCACGCGUCUCCUUGCGACCAAUUGAGAGAAGAUGCAGGAGCGAUGUGACGGACUGGGACACGCGGGACCCUCCCACGCUCCAACGCCGCGAUUCCCGCAGAACCACCACCAGCCUCUGUGGGACGAGGCCCUGACGGGCUGUAAAUACAUCCACACCACCCACCUCCGGUGUCGGGGAAUUCUGUGGUUUGUUUUGUUCCUCCCUCCCCACCCCAAACCCACCCACGCUGCCUCUGCUCACAGGAAAAGGCGCCAACGUCCCCGUGAGGGAUGCGGGGACACACAGCACAGGCUGCAGGACCCACAGACGGGGUCACUUCAUGAGAAAAGACCUUAGAACAAAGCUGCCCGUUAGAUAAAUGUGUUUAGAAAGGACAUAAAUGCUAAAAAGAAUGGGAUUUAAGAUGAAAAAUAAAAACCACACCUCAGUUUUCUUCCUCUGUCCUCCUCAAUAAUCAGAAUUGUGGUUUGAAUUAGGACUAAAUGGCCUAUUCUAAGUUAUGAUGGAACUCCAAGUACUUCAAAUACUUCCUCCCCUUGUUCAAUUAUGUUUGUGAUACAGAACUGGAAAAAGCAAAGUGAAAUAAAAUUGGAAGUCACUGCAAAAACCUA
Columba livia (rock pigeon) is the source of this 1779-nucleotide messenger RNA. It is a transcript of the gene APOBEC2, whose product is annotated as apolipoprotein B mRNA editing enzyme catalytic subunit 2. Bases 469 to 1137 code for a protein of 222 amino acids. Gene Ontology annotation, cellular component: cytoplasm; nucleus. Lineage: Eukaryota; Metazoa; Chordata; Aves; Columbiformes; Columbidae. Gene Ontology annotation, molecular function: cytidine deaminase activity; RNA binding. The record is from RefSeq and is a predicted model, not a curated record. Gene Ontology annotation, biological process: cytidine to uridine editing. The transcript has 3 exons.